AUGGAAAGGAUGCAAAAUUUUAUGGCGCAGUUCCACGAUCGUUUUCCGCACAUAGGACUGCAAAAUCAAAAUUCAAUUUUUUUAUCGAAUAAGCCUGUGCUGGACCUUGUUUCUGGGUUACCUAACAAGAUCCCCCACGAUAACGCUGCUUCUUACGGAGACCUAUCGAACCAGAACAUCAUUGUGAUAGCGAACAAAGGCAAAAGUUCAUGGCGCAGUUCUACAACUGUUUUUUUCACCAAGGACUGCAAAAUCAAAAGUCGACGUCCCGGAACAAACCGCGACAGGCAGCGGGCUAUGGCGCUUUUCCGUUACACCAAGACUAGCGUCCACCAAUUCUCCAAUCAAGUCCUUGGGAAG
Mesorhabditis spiculigera is the source of this 360-nucleotide messenger RNA. Lineage: Eukaryota; Metazoa; Nematoda; Chromadorea; Rhabditida; Rhabditidae. The record is from the annotation of a GenBank genome assembly.